Aethalodelphis obliquidens (Pacific white-sided dolphin) is the source of this 3855-nucleotide messenger RNA. Its product is annotated as inhibitor of carbonic anhydrase. NCBI's taxonomy places the organism in Eukaryota, Metazoa, Chordata, Mammalia, Artiodactyla, Delphinidae. Gene Ontology annotation, biological process: iron ion transport; antibacterial humoral response. Bases 32 to 2140 code for a protein of 702 amino acids. The record is from RefSeq and is a predicted model, not a curated record. The transcript has 18 exons. Gene Ontology annotation, cellular component: early endosome; recycling endosome; extracellular region.
GCCUGGUAGGAGUCGCGCGCCGCCGAGGAGAAUGAGGCUCGCGGUCUGCUCCGUGCUGUGCGCGGGGGCCCUGGGGCUGUGUCUGGCUGUCCCUGAAAAAACUGUGAGAUGGUGCACUAUCUCAAGUCAUGAGGCCAAUAAAUGCUACAGCUUCCGUGACAACAUGAAUAAUGUCCUUUCAGUGGAGGGUCCUCAUGUCACCUGUGUGGAGAGAACCUCUUACCUUGAGUGCAUCAAGGCCAUUGUGGCAAACAAAGCAGAUGCUGUGACCAUUGAUGGAGGUUUGGUGUUUGAGGCAGGCCUGGCCCCCUACAACCUGAAGCCCGUCGUGGCAGAAUUCUACGGGUCAAAAGAUGAUCCACAGACUCACCAUUAUGUUGUAGCCGUGGUGAAGAAGGGCAGCGAUUUCCAGCUGAACCAGCUCCAAGGCAAGAAGUCCUGCCACACAGGCCUGGGAUGGUCUCCUGGGUGGAACAUCCCCAUCGGGAUACUUCUUCCCUCUGACUUGGUUGAAAAAGCAGCGGCUAAGUUCUUCGCGGACAGCUGCGUCCCCUGUGCGGAUCAGACGGCUUUCCCCAAACUGUGCCAACUGUGUGCGGGGAAGGGGACCGACAAGUGCGCCUGCAACUCCCACGAACCGUACUUCGGCUACUCAGGGGCCUUCAAGUGUCUUCAGGACAGUGUGGGGGACGUGAGCUUCGUGAGGCACAUGACGGUGUUUGAGAACCUGGCUGACAAGGCUGACAGGGACGAGUAUGAGCUGCUCUGCAGGGACAACACCCGGGGGCCUGUGGACGAGUACAAGAGGUGCCACCUGGCCCGGGUCCCUUCCCACGCUGUCGUGGCACGAAGCAUGGGCGGCAAGGAGGACUUGAUCUGGGAGCUUCUCAACCUGGCCCAGGAAAAUUUUGGAAAAGACAAGUCAGCAGAAUUCCAGCUCUUCGGCUCUCCUCAUGGAAAGGACCUGCUGUUUACGGACGCCGCCCUUGGGUUUUUAAGAGUCCCACCUAAGAUGGACGCCAAGCUAUACCUGGGAUAUGAGCAUUUUUCUGCCAUCCAGCAUCUAAUGAGUGACCUAGGGACAGAAGACCCCCAGAGGGUGAUGUGGUGCGCAGUGGGCCAGCACGAGAAGGCCAAGUGUGACGAGUGGAGUGCCCUGAGCGGUGGCAUCUUGAAGUGCACCGCGGAGGAGACCACGGAGGGCUGCAUCACCGCCGUCGCAAAAGGAGAGGCUGAUGCCAUGAGCUUGGAUGGAGGCUUCAUCUACACAGCGGGCAAAUGUGGUCUGGUGCCUGUCCUGGCAGAGAACUACUUGUCUCAAGAUGGCAAAGAGCAGCUUGGGUCUAAGUGUGUGAACACACCUGUGGAAGGUUAUUACGUCGUGGCAGUGGUCAAGAAGUCAGAUGCUGACCUCACCUGGGAUUCUCUGCGAGGCAAGAAGUCCUGCCACACUGCAGUUGGCACUUCUGCAGGCUGGAACAUCCCCAUGGGUUUCAUAUACAACCAAACUGGGUCCUGUAAAUUUGAUGAAUUCUUCAGUCAAAGCUGUGCCCCUGGGUCUGAUCCAGCGUCCAGUCUCUGUGCCCUGUGCAAUGGCAGUGGCACGCCAGCCCACACGUGUGCUCCCAACAGCCACGAGGGGUACUACGGCUCGAGUGGGGCUCUCAGGUGUCUGGUUGAGAAGGGAGACGUGGCCUUUGUGAAGUAUCACACGGUCCUGCAGAACACUGACGGAAAGAACCCUGAAGCCUGGGCGAAGGAUCUGAAGCAGGAGGACUUCCAGCUGCUGUGCCUCGAUGGCACCAGGAAGCCUGUGACCGAGGCUCAGAGCUGCCACCUGGCCAUAGCCCCAAGUCAUGCUGUGGUCUCAAGGAAAGAUAAGGCGGAUUUUGUCCGCAGAAUGCUCUUCAAUCAACAGGAGCUCUUUGGAAGAAACGGGUUUGAAUACAUGAUGUUCCAGCUGUUCAAAUCCUCAAGCAAGGAUCUGCUCUUCAGCGAUGAUACAGAAUGUUUGACUAACCUUCAGGACAGAACAACUUAUCAAAAAUACUUAGGGCCAGAGUAUCUUCAUGCUAUUGCUAACAUGAGACAGUGCUUACACUCUGAACUUCUGGAUGCCUGCACAUUCCAUGGAAAUUAAAAAUUGAUCCAAGUGGGCAACCGCAGAGAUGCUCAGAGCCUGCAAAUCCAGUGGGGCCACAUUCUCACUUGUCUGCAUGAAAACUUCAUGAAAUGUUCUCAGAUUUUGGCAGGGGCAGAAAAUGGUUUGUUUAUACUAGAAUUGUGCUUCUGAAUUUAGUAUGUUUUAAAUUAUAUCUUUUUUUAGACCUCUACCAUACUAGCUCAACUUCCCUCCCUAUUGUUUGAUGGUUUUACCCACGAGUCACUUAAAUAACAUUUAAGCAAUAAAUCUGUCUGAAGGGAGUCUGAGUGUGCAAAAAAAGCAUUAGUGUGUGCAGUAUCAAGGACUGAUAAGGAAUGAGUUUCUGCAUUUUGAAAAUAUAUUUGAGCAUUUAAAAUCCAUAAUGUCAAGCGGAAUCAAACUCCUGAUCAGAUUAAUUGAAAAAUAUGAAAAUUACCGCAAAAAUCUCAUCCUACUACCUUUUUGCAGUAUAUUUCCUAGAAGUGUGAUUUACACUCAUUUAAGUCAGUUUCUUAUCAGAGAUUUUGCCUUAUCUAUUAUUACCAUGAUUCCAGCCUAUGGUAGUGCCUCAAUAAAUGCUGCAUGGGAACCCAAGUUAUAUAUUGUGAAGUGUCAGUUUGGUGUAUGGACUUCUGCUUCUGCCUGUGAAUGAGUAACCAGUACAGGAUUUGCUGUCCUUCCAUAAACAACUAAAAAACUGGAAAAAAUACAUGAAACAAAUGUUCUCAAACAUUGGGCUAUAACAGUGCAGGACUAUGAUCCUUGAAAGAAGGAAAAGAAAAGAGGUGUGCAGAGUGAUGACCUUACUUUUUCCUUAGAGGAAAUUUCCAGAUCAUGGCAAAGGGAGCAGGAACCCAAGAGAGCCCAUCACACUGAGUUGAGGAAACAGAGAUAGGAGUUUGGGGAAGCCAGAGUGACUGGAAUUUGUAUACAGAGAGAUCUGUACAGGAGUCUCCUUGAAAUGUUUGGCAAAAUACUAAUCUGCUUGUGUAUAGAAUGAAACUGAAGUCCGUCAGGCUAGGCAAAGAAUGACUGUGAGAGGCCCAUAAGCUGAACAAUGCCCAGGGCUCCCAUGGGGCCAGGAGUCAAUCACGUUCCUACCAACCAGUGUGAAGAGACCUCACUGAACACCUAAGCUUUUCUCUGAAGGCAGCUGGGGCUGAAAUAGCUGUAGACUAAGGGCUGCUCCAUAACUGCCCUUACUGAGAGUGACACUAGCCUUGGUGAGAUCAAGCAGAUCUGCAAGUCACCUGACUGCCCUCUAAAAUAAACCUCAAUACUCACUAAAGGAAUACAACAAAAUCUAAAUAUUCAACAGUGUGACAUGCAUAAUAUCCAGCAUCAGAUACAAAGAUUACCAGAUGUGCAAAGAAGCACAAAAUGUGACCCAGAGUCAUCAGAAAAAUCAACCAGUAGAAACUCACCUAGAAACCACAGAGAUGAUGGUAUUCAGACAAUUAACUUUAAACAGUUGUUAUAAACAGGCACAAGGAUUUAAAUGAAAACAUGAAGAGAAUUCCCUGGCACUCCAAUAGUUGGGACUGGGAGCUUUCACUGCCAAGGGCCCGGGUUCCAUCCCUGGUUGGGGAACUAAGAUCCCACAAGCCAUGUGGCCAAAAAUACAUACAUACAUACAUACAUGAACAUAACAAAGUAAAAAGUGUAAGGUUUCAAAAAGAACCAGUGAAAAUCUAGAGCGGCAAAAUUUGUGU